UCGCCAUAUUAUUCAUGCCGGGCAAGAUGGCGGCGAUACGGCCGAGGUAUUAUUGCCAGUGGAUAUGAACAGGCAUUUUGAUCAUAGUAUAAAACGGAAUAAGAGAUAUUCAUGGUUACGAAUAGAACAGUAUAGCAUUGCUGUAACGCCGGCGUCUAUACUAGUUUGGAUUUCUGCUUUUCUAGGUGUUUUUUAACCAGAAUGUUCAGGUUGUAGCUCGCUCCGACCGAGCAGCUAGCUCACCGAGGCUAGUCCGGCAGCUAGCUACCAUCACAGAGAAAGCGGAGAAUGGGAGAAAAGCUGGAACUCAAACUCAAGUCGCCGGUCGGAGCCGAAGCCGCUGGCUACCCUUGGCCGUUACCAGUAUACGAUAAACACCAUGACGCCGCCCAUGAAAUCAUCGAGACCAUCCGAUGGGUGUGUGAGGAGAUUCCAGACCUCAAACUGGCGAUGGAAAACUAUGUACUCAUCGAUUACGACACAAAGUGCUUUGAAAGCAUGCAGAGACUUUGCGAUAAGUACAACAGAGCCAUCGACGGCAUUCACCAACUGUGGAAGGGGACGGCCAACAUGAAGCUGAACAAGAGGCCCUCCAACGGGCUGCUGAGGCACAUCCUGCAGCAGGUGUACAACCACUCGGUCACCGACCCCGAGAAGCUCAACAACUACGAGCCCUUCUCGCCCGAGGUGUACGGCGAGACCUCCUUCGACCUGGUGGCGCAGAUCAUCGGCGAGAUGGAGAUGAUGGAGGACGACACCUUCGUGGACCUCGGCAGCGGUGUCGGCCAGGUGGUGCUGCAAGUGGCGGCAGCAACCAACUGUAAGCACUACUUCGGGGUGGAGAAGGCAGACAUCCCCGCCACAUACGCAGAGUCCAUGGAUAAAGAGUUCAAGAAGUGGAUGAAGUGGUACGGGAAAAAGCACGGCGAAUACACGCUUGAAAGGGGGGAUUUUCUCUCUGAAGAAUGGAAGGAAAGGAUUGCCAACACCAGUGUUAUAUUCGUGAAUAACUUUGCCUUCGGUCCGGAGGUCGACCACCAGCUGAAGGAGCGUUUUGCCAACAUGAAGGAAGGUGGAAAAAUUGUAUCCUCAAAACCGUUUGCACCUCUAAAUUUUAGAAUAAACAGUCGAAACUUGAGCGAUAUCGGCACAAUAAUGCGGGUCGUCGAGCUGUCUCCUCUCCGGGGAUCGGUGUCCUGGACAGGGAAACCGGUCUCCUACUACCUGCACACCAUAGACCGAACCAUACUUGAAAACUAUUUUUCUAGCCUGAAAAAUCCUAAACUCAGGGAGGAGCAGGAGAUUGUGCGGCGGCGGCAGCAGAAGGACAGCAAGGACAGCAAGAGCAACAGCACUACACCCACCAAGCCCAAAGAGCCGACCAAGGUGCUACAGCAGGAUUCCUGCGGUGAGGAGGAGGAGCCUAGCCCGGUGGCACUGAAGGCGUCGCCCAAGCCGCGGCGGGCCCGGCUGCUCUCCAAGGGCCGCAAGCUGAACAACAAGAAGCGCGGGCGGCCCAAGAAGGCGGCGGCGGCGGUGGUGGCGGCGGCGGCGGUGGCGGCGGCGGCGGUGGUGGUGGCGGAGCGCAAGAACAACAAAAAGGGCCAGAGCGCACUGGACCUGCUGCACGCCAAGACCCUCUCCGCGGCACCCCCUCAGGAUGCGUACCGGUCUCCUCAGACUCCCUACUACCAGCUACCUCCCAAGGUGCAGCACUACGCCUCUAGCCAGCUGCUGAUGAGCCCCACUCCUCCAGGCCUGCAGCAUCUACUGGACAACAUCAAGGUCCAGUACCUGCAGUUCAUGGGCUACAUGAAGACGCCGCAGUACCGGUCCAACCUGCAGCAGCUGCUGGAGCAGGAGAAGCUGAAGCAGCGUGAGCUCUCAGGACAGGCGGAGAAUCUCCACUCCGUGUGCGAGUCCCACCGGGAGAAGAUCAAACGGCUGUUCCAGACCAAGCUGGACGAGCUGGGGGUGAAGGCUCUGACGGUGGAGGACCUCCUGCAGGCGCAGAAGGAGAUCUCUGCCCACAACCGGCAGCUGAAGGAGCAGACCAAGCAGCUGGAGAGGGAGAUGUCUGAGCUACGGGACCACAGCCUGCUGCUGCUGAAGGCUCGUUGUGAGGAGCUGCGUUUGGACUGGGGCUCUCUGUGCCUGGAGAGCCUGCUGAAGGAGAAGCAGGCACUGCGGAGGCAGAUCUCGGAGAAGCAGAGGCACUGCCUGGAGCUGCAGAUCAGCAUCGUGGAGCUGGAGAAGAGCCAGCGGCAGCAGGAGCUCCUCCAGCUGAAGUCGUACGGGCCGUGCGACGGCUCCCCCUACCGGAAGGGCCUGGACCCGCGGCAGGGCCUGGAUGGGGACCCCUCCAAGAUGCUGCUGUCCUCGGGCCCCGCCCACAACGGCCUGGGCGCCGAGGUCAACGGCGCCAAGGGGGACCUGCUCACGCGCUACCUGCCCGCCAUCGCCAUGGAGCACGAGACCGCCCCCAACGGGCGGGCCGCGCGCCACCUGGGGGUCUGCCACGCCCUGCCCGACUACACCCGCUUCUCCCCGGCCAAGAUCGCCCUGCGGCGCCACCUCAACCAGGACACGUCGCUGCAGCUGCGCGGCAUGGCGCUGGCCACUCACAGGGGGGAACAGUGUGGUGUGAUGUCACCCCUGGGGGCAAAGCUCAACUGUCCCUCUCCCAGCUCCUCCGACGGCCACAACGGCACCCCCAAGGCCUCCGACAGGGGUGGGAAGGAGAAGAGUCCGUCUGGGCUGGGCGGGGACCCCCCCAUAAAGAGCCUGCCCAUCAGUAUCCCCCUGAGCACCGUCCAUCCCAGUAAGCUGCCAGUCAGCAUCCCGCUGGCCAGUGUGGUGCUGCCCAGCCGAGCCGAGAGACUGAGGAAUACUCCCAGUCCUGUGUCUCAGACGGGACAGACCAACGGCUUCUGUUCUGGCUCAGGGCUGAUGAACGGCGGCUGUCACUCUGACGACCACGACGGCGCCUCUCCCUCCCCUCACCCCCACGCCAACGCCUGCCCGGCGGGCCCGCCCACCGCCGGCGGGGGGGUGCUCCACUACGCCGACGGGCCCCCCCGGAUCCCCCCCGAGGACCUCCCACCGGGGGCGGAGUCGGACGCCGAGCCGCAGGACGGCGAGUCCCGCCGCCGCAUCUUCUUCUCGUCCUCGUCCUCCUCGUCCUCGUCCUCCUCUUCCUCGUCGUCCCUGGGGGGGGCGGCGGCGGCGGCGCGGCACCACCACCACCACCAUCACCACGGCAACAACAACAGCAACAACAACGCCGGCAAGCAGGGUCAUCACGGUAGCCACGGAAACAACCACCACCACCACAAUCACCAUCAGCACCACUCCCAUCAUCAGUCGCCCGGGGUUCAACAACAGCAGCAGCAGCACGCACACCCCCCCACCCCCCCGCUGCACGGGACGGGGGCCCAGGAGGGGCGGAAGCGCGGGCGGAGGAAGCGCAGCUCCGCGGGGGCCGCCUUGGCCGCCAGCGUCUCCCCCAAGAGGAGGUCGUUCCACGGGCUGGGGGCCGGCAGUCACCCGUCGGGCUCCCCGCUCAACAUCAACACCAUGGUGAACAACAUCAACCAGCCACUGGAGAUCUCGGCCAUCUCGUCCCCGGAGCAGGGCAGCCCGGCCGGCGGGGACCGGGAGCAGCCGCCCGUCCUGAAGCGGGAGCGGCCCCUGGAGCCCAACGGGACGGGCGCGUACUCCUCGGCCCCCAGCUCGGACGACGACGGCGACUCGGGCUACCCCGCCGACACCUCCAGCUCACGAAUUGAAAGGAAGAUUGCCACCAUAUCGUUGGAGAGCAGAGACGGUCCCAGCAGGACCGGAGAGGGAGGAGAGAGAGGAAGGAAGUCUGGUGGCAGCAGUGGCCACAGCACCGGCAGCGACGCCUCCUCCUCCUCCUCCUCCUCCUCUUCCUCCUCCUCCUCCUCCCUCUGCUCCACCAGCAAGUGGAAGUCCACCUUCUCCCCCAUCUCCGACCCCAAGCACCCGGGCUCCGACAUGAGGCAGGGGGGCUCCCCCUUCGGCCUGGGGGGGGCCCCCUGCCGCGGGCCGGACCCCGACUCCUCGGACCACAAGCAGCAGCAGCCGGGCCGGAGGGGCAGCGAGGGGGAGGCGGCCACCUUCUCCUCCUCCAACCCCUUCCUCAGCCAGGAGGUGGUGCUCCGGGGAGGGGGCGGGGGAGGUGGAGGAGGGUCCCAGGGCGGUGGCGGCGGCGGCGGUGCGGACCAGCGCCAGAGCUUCCAGAAGCAGAAGGGGUCCCGGGACUGGGAGCUGAAGGGCGGCGGCGGCGGCGGCGGCGGCGGAGGAGGCCUGGCCGGCCAGAACCUGUUCAUGGCCGCCGCCAGCGGGGGCGGAGCCGGGGGCGGCGGCGGCCGGAGCGGGAAGGCGGGCGGCGGGCCCGCGGCGGCCUCGUCGGCCUCGGGGCCGGGGGGGCAGUACCUGGGGGCCCAGUUCUCCCUGGGGGGGCCGACCGUGCUGCAGUCGCUGUUCGGCGCCCAGACGGGGGCGCCCACGGUGAACAGCGGGGCGCGGCUGGUCAACGGCCACUGCUCCAUGGGGGGCUUCUCCAGCGCCGGGCUGGCCGGCGGAGCGGCGGGAGGUAACUGAUGAAAACUACCUCAACCCAACGUAACCUAUGCAACCGGGACGCUCACCGUACCUACCGAUGCUUCAGAACACCUCCAGACCCACCGCCUCGAGACCGGCCACCGGACUGGGAUGUAACGCGUCUGCACCACUCUAUUCACACACACACACACACACACAGGCAAACACGCACAUUCUCAGACACGCACCCAGACUUCCAAAGCAUAAAUCAUGCUUACAAGUGAUGAAAUUAAUGUCUAGAUGAAUACAGAUGUGUCUGUAGUUGGUGGUGCUUACAGGAAUUGAACUGUCGUAACAUUACAUUGCGGUGCUCUAAGAACUAGUUUGGUAUUAUUUUUUGUCUGUCAUGAUUAACCCAUGGCUCUGAUUUUGCUUGAAUGGUGCAUUUAAUUAUUCAAGAAUCAAUGAAUCCUCUUCUUCUAAUUGAAUAGAAUAUUUUCUAUUCGUGAGGUGGAUCCAGGAGUCCCUUGAUAGCCUUCAGAAUUGUCCAAUCACAUCACUGAUCCGUCUGUUAAGCCCCUCCCACUCGUUAUGCCUCGUCCCCACAAGUCAGGCUCCUGAUUGGUCAGUGAAACACAAAGUGUGUGAAAUCGCAUCUCACUAUGAGGAUAGAAUUUGGGAACAAAUUCUCAUGUUGACUUCGCCCAUCAAUAGAGGACCCCAUCCACUCGGACACCAACUAAAACCCUUUCCGGACUCCUAACGUGAGCCGAACCUGCAACUCUAGCCAAACAUUCUGGGACUCUAACUAGUCAUGUGUUCAGUUGAGCAGCAAACCGGCAUGCACGCAUACACAGGCGCGCGCACGCACACAGACACGCGCACACAAACACGCUCACACACACACUCACACAUCCACAUCCUCACACUGGGAAUCCAAAAGCAACAAGGACUACCGUACUACUGGACUGUUGUCACACUUUGUUUUGUUUGGCUUUUUAAUUUUCUAAGUUAUUUUUCUAACAGUGUUUGUACUGUGAAUGGGAUUCAAUAUUAGACUGUACAAUUGUGUAUAAUUUAGAUUAUUAUAUUUAUGCUGACAGUCUUUUUGGUAUAUUUCUCCCCCCCACCCCCCCCCCCCUUUAUCAAUCCUAAAUUGGAUGGAUAAAGUAGAAUGCAAUAGUGUCUACUUGACAGUCUGAAAAAAAGAAACAAUGGUGCUAUCUCCAGACUGUGCCUGAACUUAUUUAUUCAAUAUUGAAAACAUCUAAAGUAAGUUAAGACAAAUAAGUACACUUGGUGCUGCUUGUAUACAGGGACUUUUGUUUUGAAAUGCCACCUACUAGUGGCAUUUCCUCUGUUCUGUCUCCUCUCGCCCUAACAAGACUGUGGACUGGACAACGAGGGUUAGGUAAAGCUCGCCUGCAGCAGCUUCCUCCAGGUCCCGUUACGCCCGUAUAAGGCUGUGGCAUUCCCUCACGUUUCACGAAAUAGUUUUUAUGUUCUCGAGAUAUUUGGUUUAUGAACACGACACACUGUUUUGUACAUAUGUUAUUGUUGGCUCCUUUUGUCUGUUGUCAUUCUAAAAAAAUAAUGGAUAUAUAUAUAUAAAUAUAUAUAUAUAUAGAUACAUAUAUGAAUAUAUAAGUGAAUUGGAGAUAAGAGUUAUGGUAAGGCUGGUCGUAAUAUUUGCUGUACACUCCAAAUUAGAUAACCAUCUUAACAUACCCAUUAGUUUGACCAUCGAUGGUGUGACUUUAAAGGUUGGGUAUGGGAUUUGCGAAACGCCAGCAGAUUUUGAAAAUACAUAACUCAAAUGGUCCUACCCGCUCUCCUUCAACGCUGACUCUGACUCCACCCAUUCCAAGUACAUGGACGCGCAAUCAUGCACGAGCGCGAACACAGAUGCGCGAGAGCGAGCCAUUAGCUAGUUAGCUAGCUCCAGUAGCUACCGCAGGAUAACAAAAAACAGAAGCUUGCUCUGUGUCACGAGCUUUGAGUACGUGCACGAUGGGGUCGCGCGGGGGGAGGGGGAGUGCAGUACGACCGUUUGAUUGACGUACUUACUGUCCAAUGCCACUCGGUGGUUCUGGAAAUCAUUGGCUGGAGUUUUUCGAGCCCUGCCCGUUCCACAGAUGAUUGUUUAAUUUUCAUGUCAGUACUUCUAACUCAGUGGCUGUAAGUGGGUUAUGAUAACGAUUUCAAAUAUCUUUUCAAAAAUGGCCAAAAAAGAGAAUUCCAUACCCAACCUUUAACCAGAAUCUAGUGGUGGAAUCAUCUUGAAAUAUGCCAGGCGUUUUAACGUGGGUUUUAUGUUUAUUUUUACCAUAUUAGAUUGUGCGGGAGGAAAAUGGUGCUUUUUUUCCAAAUAAUAAAUGUAUCAUUUAAUAAUAAUUUUAUUUUGGUGCAUACAAUACGAAACCUCAGCCUCAUCGCCCACUUCCGGUCCUCGCUCGACGGCGGCCACGUCUGGUGACAGCGGGUCUGUGACGUCAUCACGGUGGUUUGAAUAGUGAACCUGUACUUUGAACCCACGCCUGUUACUGAUUUCCGAGGGUCAGUUGGAAAACAGUAAACGGGUCCAACAGAAGUCUGUUGAGAGGAAGCAGGUUUUCGUUCAGUUUAGCAACAGACGUCAUGAUUGGUCCAAAGGAUAAUCAAAGCUUUUGAUUGGUAGUGCUUUCCUCUAGACUCGGGUUUGGUUGAUCUGUGAACACACCAAUGUGUUUGUGAGGGGGUUCUUUUUCUAGUUGAAAAAGAAAAAAAAACUAAAAAUCAUUUUUCAAAACCCAUAGCCGAUCUUAAGUUCCCAGCACUGAGAGGUCUUUUGUAAUUGUAGGAUCUUGUUGACACUGUUCAGAUAUUUCUUAUACCUGGUGUUUGAUACGAGUUCUGUUGUUCUGUAUUAAGGUUUUACGUUUUGACUCAAAACGCUGAUCGACUUUGAAUACUACUUGUGUUGACAGCGCGGUGCUCUCCUUCACUUAAAACAAGGAACAUGCAGCUAUUGAGAAAGUUCUCCUUUCCUGUUUUCUGUGUGCUACAAAAGGAGCGUGGUUUGGUGACGCGCAACCCAGCUUGUCUGGUGACUAUCCGAUGCUCCAUCUCUCAAACUUCCUACAAUCUCAACGCUGGGGCGAUGUAUGUGCGAGAGAGAAUACGUUUGUUUUGGUAGCCGUGAGCGCUUUUUCCUUUUUGGUUUACUCCUUUUGUUUUUAACCCUGUUCCUGUUCGCCGUCGCCUCCUAUAUAGAGUCAAAGCGACGCGGAGUUGUCGCCGAGGUGCCUCUUCGGUCGAGCGCGACGCGCGUAAAAUCCUCCGCUCUGUUCUCCGUCUUUGUGACGAGAGAGAGAGCGCUGCAGCAAUACAAGUGUCUGGUUAUUUUGAAUCCUGCCAAAGGUUACACUCAGGAAGAACUCUUGAUUGCUUGAAAUUAUGCUACAAUGCAACCCACCAAACGACUGCAUUACGCUGCUGUCGCGGGGUCAUGUGGAGAGGCUGUCUGGCGCCUCUCCAGCCGGCGUUCAGCCAGCAUCGCACAGUCACCUGACGAUUGGCCUUCGAAAAAAAGCGCCUUUGACCUCACGUGCUACGUCUCCUUGACGAAACAACGUGUUCUCCCUGACCCGUACAUCAGGCCACUUCAGCCAAGGCCUUUUCUGUCCCAAACGCCUCGCUUUAGGACCAGAGCUCUGUGUGGGAUUAGAGAUGGAGCGAUUCAGUUGAUGCAGUCCUUGACGUAGGAGAAGCUGUCGUUUCAGAACACCUGACCUGUGUAUAGUGGGGCCAGGCCUGUCCUUAACGUAGGAAGAGCAGUGGUUUAAUACAGAUGACCUGUGUAUAGUGGCCUGUCCUUAACGUAGGGUAAGUGUUGGUUUUACUACAGGUGUGUAUAGUGGAGGGCAGGCUUGAGCUGCAAUAAAGGCAAACCCAGGUUCCAAAACGCCCUGGGGGUUUCCAUGGAGAUAUUCUUGCUAGUUGGUGUUGGUGCUUUUAUCUUAAGAUGUUCUAAUGACGAAUUGAAAUGUUUUGUUUUGCUUUUUAUGAUUAUUAUUAUUAAAAUGGUUUGAUAUAAAUUACUUGUCUCAGUCUCCACUCCUUGGGGUGGGCCGUGUCUGGGGGAAUGACAAGGUCCUGUUGACGGUUUCUCGUCAUGUUGAUGACAAAUAGGCAGGAAGGUAUUAACUGAAGUGAUGACAGCAUGGGAGGAACCGGUAAAAACGAGCCUACCAAUGAUUACAUGUUUGGUCGAGUCAUGGCUAGCCUGGGGAAUUGGAUCACUUGGAUCCCUUGUGUAGAAAUAGCUAAACCUAAUUACCCUGAUUUGGGUAGCUAUUUUUAUGUGUGCAUGCGUUUCAACACUUGUAAAUGUUGAUAUAUUAUUGUUUUUUCUAAACCAAUUGUAAACCUGUAACAUAUAUUUUUUUCCUCGCACAUUGCGGAUCAGGGCUGUGCAAUGUGUACACAGUGGGUGCCAUUGGUUACCCAAGAUAUAUGCGACUCUGUGCCAAAGCCUUGAGUUUAUCUCUUGGCUUCCACCACUCUGAGAUUCGGGAGGCCUUGGUAGACUGAACACAAUGGAGCAGCUGUGAGAGGUUCUCUAUGCAACUGUGGAUGAGAUACUUUGUGGCACUUCAAUCAAUAUGGUAUAAUAAAAAUGGGAUCCAAUGAACUAGGAUUUGAUCAAGGUUUUAUUUGAACAUUGUACAUAUAAUUGUGUAAUUGUUCAUAAAUCCUAAUUUAACUGAAAGUCGGUCCAUGCACGGUUGUAUAGAAGAUUCUUUUAUUUUUAAAACCAAAAUGCUAUUUCAUCCUGACCCCAUUUGAAUCAUUGGCAAACGUAUUCACUCGUCACCAACUAAUCACCUAUGUGUUACCUAGUUUACAUGAAGCUAGCCAUUGAGCCAUAGAAUCAACCUGUUUCGUGGGAUCCACGAAAAGUGUCAACACGGUUUCAAAGUGUGGCCGGUGUGUAACCAUUCCUCCCAUCAUCCCUCGGUCUGGACGCUGUUCUCACCGCCGCUCAGCGGAGUCUAGCUAGCUGGAGGGAUGAGAGCUCGGUGUCCCUCCAACAACAUCUCUUGUGAUGUUUUUCUCCUUCCUUAUUCCCUGCUCUUAUCGCAGAUAAACCUAGAGAGCAUGUGCUGUUCUAACGGGUAGACGGUACCGUAGAGCGCCGAAGU
Messenger RNA from Gadus chalcogrammus (walleye pollock), 9749 nucleotides. RefSeq names its product DOT1-like histone H3K79 methyltransferase (gene dot1l). The record is from RefSeq and is a predicted model, not a curated record. Bases 289 to 4626 code for a protein of 1445 amino acids. The transcript is spliced from 28 exons. Gene Ontology annotation, molecular function: histone H3K79 methyltransferase activity. Gene Ontology annotation, cellular component: nucleus. Gene Ontology annotation, biological process: DNA repair; regulation of transcription regulatory region DNA binding; DNA damage checkpoint signaling. NCBI's taxonomy places the organism in Eukaryota, Metazoa, Chordata, Actinopteri, Gadiformes, Gadidae.